CUACUACUAUUAUUGUCCGUUUCCAAAAUCACCAUUACUUCCUUAAUUAAAGUAACUUCCCCAAAAUUCAAAAUUGUAGCGGUCUCUCUCUCUCUCUCUCUCUCUCUCUCUCUCUCUCUCUUCACAUACUAGUAUAUACUACUCGCCAUGCGUAGAAGUUGACAUGAUUAUGGUCUAAUUGCGAUGGAAAUACUCCAAUUGAUCGAUAUUUCGUCAGAAGACGAUUUUCUUAUAGCUUCUCAUUUGGACGAUAAUCUCCGAGAUUUUCGACUUUCAGUGUCGUUGGAGAAUAUAGACGAGAACAAAGAUUUAAAGCUAAUUAGGAAUACGAGUUCUCAAGGAGCUGAAAAUGCAGCAGAUAUACCCAAACAAAGGGAGCAGAAACUUUUAGUUUCUGAAUCCAUGGACCCUGGAAGAGCAAGUCACGUGCGCAAAAGCUUAGCUUGGGAUAGUGCCUUCUUCACCAGUGCAGGAGUUCUGGACCCUGAAGAGCUGUGUAUCAUAAAUCGAGGCUUUGAGAAAUCAGAAGCUCAUCUAGUACAUAAGAUUCGACAAGAUCAACGAAAGUGGAGAUCCGUUGACAUACAAUAUACAUUAAAAAGUGAUGGUUUCUGUUUUGAAACCAACCAAAGCACUGAGGGUGACCUGUUUGAAGAUGUAAGAGCAUCCAUCCAGAGAUCCAGUAUAAUGUCCAAUGUUUUCAAGUCAGAUUGCAAAUCAGGAGUUGGAGAAGCUUGCAAACAGAAAGCCCGCUACUUGAAGAAAGUGGAUGAUGUCUCGCAAAAUAGGGUGAAACCCAUGCCAAUUUCUAGAAGGCAAAGCAUCUAUUUGAAAGGAUCGGAAAGAACUAUAGAAGUUGUUGCCCAUUCAGAAAAUUUACAGCAUGCUACAAGGAAUGGAGAAUCCAAUUUGUUUUCCUGCAAGCCGCCAAAGAUAUUACGCAUUAUGAACCCCGUUUCAGCAGGACAUACAAAGAUUCUCUUGGGUGCGGACCCUAUCAAAAUGGAGAAGAAAACUGCAACAUCUAGAUCUGGGCAAGGUUUGGAAGUGUCCAAGAGAUCUGGUUCCAGUACCUCAUUUUGUUCCACAAGCUCUAUGAUAUCUCCUAAACCGUCUUCUUCAAUUCCUGUCACUGCCAGCAAUGAUGCAACAGCUUCUUGCUCUCCGUCUUUUAGAUUUUCCUCAACCUCAAAGAGAAAAACUGAUUCCACAAAUACCAGACUUGCUGCCACUGGUUCAACCAACAAGACUCCUCCUCUAAGGUGCUCGCCAGGAGGCAAAAGCGGUUUGAGAAAUCUUAGUUCAAACCAGUAUUCGUUUGCAUCACCUGUUAACUCCUUUGAUGGAUGGUCUUUGGAAUCGUCAUCAGCUUCUGCCAGGCGCAGAUCUAAAUGUUUGGAGACUGGCUUUUGCACCAAUAGAGGAGCUUGUUUAAGCAAUGUUGGCACCCAACAAUUAGAUUUGCAGAGUCACUCACAUGAUCAAUUGUUUGGCCAUCAAGAAAGUCAGCAAACUAAGUUGCUAACUCGAUGCAUUGAUGAAGUCCUGGAAACUGGUAAUGCUUUGGCAGAAUCAAGAAGAUUCAGACCUUCAGGUCUUCGGGUGCCGUCACCCAAGAUGGGGUUCUUUGAUGAGGAAAAAUCUCCAGUGCCGUCUGUUAGUGGAGGUUUGCAGCUUCAUUUAAGAGCACAGAGUGUUUUGUCUAAUACCAAUGGGACUGCAAAUGGUGAAACGCUUGGUAAACCUCAACCUGCUAGUGUAAUAGCAGAAAAGGGAAAUAUGAAAUCUCGUUCUAAGCAAACUGGAGUGAUAAUGGCCAGAAACACAACACAGAGUCAAGAGCAAGAGGAAAGUUCACCACAAGUGUCCAGCAUUUCGGCAACAGUAAAAAAUUGCCCAGGGAAAGCUUCAAAAGUUCAGUGUUAUAUAUGUCCUCAGUUGUGCAGAGAAAAUUGCUCCAAAUCUAAGGAAGUUAGUGAUGGGGGAUAUGACACAAGAAAACUAGGCCUGAAUUCAGGUUUGAAGGAAGAAAGGAAAAUAACAGACAGCAUACUGGAAAAUGGAAUGAGAAGAGACAACAAGAGGCGUGUCUGCUUAAGGGUCAAUAUGAUCCAUCCAAGCAAAGAUGAAAAUCUAGACCAUCAUCUAGUCUAUCAUGGAGAUAUAAACAGAAGUAAGAAAGAAUAUGCAAAGGAUAGCUUCGCUAGUUUGGAGGACCAUGUUAAUGGUUUAAGCAGAUACUUUGAAGCCGUUGAUCUCAACAGGGACACCGUGAUAGAGCUCAGUGGGAAGAACAAGGGUCGUUGUAAUCCCAUCUUUGGUCAUAGUUUCACUGAUAUGGAAACAAAUGCUGUUGAGGUCAUACCCAGUACAAGGACUCCAUUGGCAGACAGAAAUUCUGUUUGCACUGGAGCAGAGUCGUUUGGGUUUACAACGGGAUAGACACCAGAAGAGGUGGCCGAAGAGGUUUCUAACUCCAUUCGCAAAGCAACGGAGGUUAGAGUAGCUGAGCUUUUUGCAGCUAAUGCUAAACAGUGUUAUUCAUUUAUUUAUUAUUAUUAUUUUUUUUUGGGGGUGGGGUGCUCUUCCCAUAUUGGCAAAGGUUCAGGUGUAUUUUUGAAUUGCAAGGCUUUU
Messenger RNA from Rhododendron vialii, 2634 nucleotides. RefSeq lists its product as uncharacterized. Lineage: Eukaryota; Viridiplantae; Streptophyta; Magnoliopsida; Ericales; Ericaceae. Bases 184 to 2442 code for a protein of 752 amino acids. The transcript has 8 exons. The record is from RefSeq and is a predicted model, not a curated record. Gene Ontology annotation, molecular function: microtubule binding.